AUGUUACGAGAUUUGAGCGGAAUUUCCUCCAACUAUAUUCUCCUGAUCCCUCUAACCGCCAUCCUGAUCAUCUAUCUCGCCUUCCAACGCUAUCAAAAAGGCCUAAACAAGUACCAGGGCCCCUUCCUGGCUUCCCUAACAAACAACUGGCGUCUUGUUGAUGUAUGGAAGCGAGAUGCUCACACGACCUUCCGCAAGAUUCACCAGAAGUACGGCGAUAUUGUUCGGGUCGCGCCGAAUGUCCUGUCCUUUGGACAUCCGGCAGCUAUUUCAGAUAUCUACGGCUUGAACAAGGGCUAUACCAAGAGCGGAUACUACGACGUCUUCGCUACCUUGAACAAGGGCAACAUUAUUUACAAUCUCUUCUCCACAAGAUCCGAAGCAUUCCAUGCGCGACUGCGCAGAUCCGUCAACCACGCCUUUGCUCUCUCUACGCUAUUGGAUUACGAGCCUCUCGUCGAUAGUUGCACGUCGUAUUUUCUCCGACGCACGCAGGAGCUCUUCGUGGGCACGGGGCGGGCCUGCUUGUUCUCCGAGUGGAUCCAGUUCUUCGCCUUCGACGUGAUCGGCGAGAUCACCUGGUCUGAGCGUCUGGGAUUCGUGCAAGGAAACAAUGACAUUUCAGAUAUCAUCGCUACAGUCGAUUCAUUCCAGAAUUACGGCACGGUAGUGGGCCAGAAUCCCUGGCUGGAUAGCCUGUUUGUGAAGAACCCAUUCAAGAGGCUUCUUGAAUCUAAAGGCCUGUGGCCGGCGAGUCCGAAUACCGCCAUUGUCAAUUUCGCCCUGGCCCGGCAACAUGAGCAUGCGAAAAGAGCAUGGGAUGAUCAGCAGCAGCAAGGCACUCACCGGAGGAAGGGUGUCAACUUCCUUCAGCGGUUUCUUCAGUCUCAGGAGAAAAGUCCCGAGUUCCUGACUGAUGAUCGCAUCACUGGCAUGUGUGCUUCGUUGAUUAUUGCCGGCUCCGAUAGUACAGCGAUCAGCCUGUCAGCCGUCUUUUACUAUCUCCUACAGAACCCUCGUGUUUACCACAGGCUGCAACAGGAGAUUGACGCGGCCGAUGAAGCGGGCACCCUCGCCUCCUCUUCCCCUUCCUCCAGGGACUCCACGGGCGGCGCCGGCGAUGUUAUCCCAUUCACGGCUGCCAAUAAGCUACCGUACCUGGACGCUGUCAUCACCGAGUCCUUCCGCAUGCACCCGGCCGUAGGGCUUCUUCUGGAACGGGUUACCCCUCCGCAAGGCGCAACCAUCUGCGGAGAGUAUGUGCCCGGCGGGACAGUUGUAGGCUGCAACGCCUGGGUGAUACAUCAAAACAAGGAAGUCUUCGGCCCCGAUGCAGACGUAUACCGACCUGAGCGGUGGCUGGAAAGUGAGGGUGCGGAUCCUGCGCGACUCUCGCGGAUGCGCCAGAGUAUGUUCCAGUUCGGUGCGGGAUCGAGAACUUGCAUUGGCAGGAACAUUAGUCUUAUGGAGACGUAUAAGAUGAUUCCCACGUUUCUGAGGAAGUUUGAGGUGGGCAUCCCCGUUGAACUGGCUGAGCCGGAAGAGAAUAUGUACCUGAAGAAUGCUUUCUUCGUGCACCGGAAGAACUUCAAUGUGCAUAUCGGGCUUAGGAACAAGGGAGAGAAAAACUAG
Penicillium arizonense is the source of this 1632-nucleotide messenger RNA. RefSeq names its product cytochrome P450. The record is from RefSeq and is a predicted model, not a curated record. NCBI's taxonomy places the organism in Eukaryota, Fungi, Ascomycota, Eurotiomycetes, Eurotiales, Aspergillaceae. The coding region runs from base 1 to 1632 and encodes 543 amino acids. Gene Ontology annotation, molecular function: oxidoreductase activity, acting on paired donors, with incorporation or reduction of molecular oxygen; heme binding; iron ion binding. The transcript is spliced from 4 exons.